This is a messenger RNA of Corticium candelabrum, 1584 nucleotides long. RefSeq lists its product as uncharacterized. The coding region runs from base 679 to 1419 and encodes 246 amino acids. NCBI's taxonomy places the organism in Eukaryota, Metazoa, Porifera, Homoscleromorpha, Homosclerophorida, Plakinidae. The record is from RefSeq and is a predicted model, not a curated record. The transcript has 6 exons.
UAUGGCUCUCAAUCCUCUGAGCAAGGAGCUGAACAGAACCGGUUACGGCUACCGGAUGACCACUGGGCAUGGUGAGACUGCCAAACGUCAGCUUAUCAGUCAUCUACUUUACAUGGAUGAUCUGAAGCUGUAUGGCAGAAACUCUGGUCAGUUGGACGGGUUGUUGCACACGGUUCGUACCUUCUCUGAUGACAUCCAGGUGAAGUUUGGUCUGGACAAAUGUGCUGUUGCACACUUUGUCAACGGCAGGCUAUCUGGACACAACUCUGGAGUGACGGUAGGAAAAACGGACACCAUCAACUGUCUGGAACCAUGUCAAGUCUACAAGUAGUUGGGUGUAGAUGAGAGUAACGGUAUUGAGCACAGCAUGAUGCGGGAGAGACUCCGUCGUGAGUACUUGCGCAGAGUGAAGGUGGUUCUCCGGACUGAGUUGUAUGGUCGGAACAAGAUUCUAGCCAUCAAUGGGUUUGCACUACCGGUUCUCACUUACGGUUUUGGCGUCAUUCAUUGGGGGUGCACGGACCUGCAGCAGCUCCAUCGACGGACCAGAAAGCUCCUCUCUAUGCACGGUGUCCACCAUUCUGCUGCAGACGUUGACCGACUGUACGCUCCUUGCAGCGAGGGGAUGAUACGGGAGUGUUUGAAGGUCUCCCACCGCAUCACAACUACUCUUGUUGGAUGACGUCAUCGACAAGGAGAUCAAAGUAUUGCGCAAGCCCCGAGGUAAACGUUAUGUGUCGUCCAAGAGAUGGCCUUACUACGACUUACACACCAAUCAACGAUAAGAAUUUGCGGAAUACGACCAGUCCAACACCAAAUAGAAGACAAAAUGCAACGAAAAAUGCGAAAAGCAACAACACAGAAGAUACAAAUGAAAUAUUAAGGUCGUCAUCUACUACUGAGUCACCAACCAUAGCUAGCUACCUAGCAUCGUCGUUAGCAAACAGUCUGGUAGUAGCGAUUGUUGUCGCCGUUUCUGUACUGCUUGGUUUGUCAAUAGUGACUCUCAGCACACUUGUUUGGAAAUGUGGUCUCGUCUCAAAAUAUUUGCCUAAAAGAGAUCUGUUUAAUAGAAGAUACCUUCCGUGUUGUUCCAGUUCCAGCUCUCCAAAUGAACAGAUGAAUCUAAUUCUGUUGACAAUAAGAGAAGAAAUCCAAACGGCUAUUUCGAAUGCAAUCCGAGAGAGUGACGCAAAGCUAGCACGCAUGUUGAAGCCUUUACUGGAUGCUGCAAAGAAUCAGGCUCCUAGUAAUGAAGUUGUUCCUUGCUUGUCCACAACUAUUCAGUCACUGAGAGAAUAUGACAAUCAGAAAUACGUGGAGAUCAUUGACAUGUUGGAGGAGUUGGGUAGGCGAUUGGACGAGUUGGAUAAGCGAUUGCAGGGCUCGUUUGAAACUAGAUCCGAAACGACUGUCUGACAUAUCAAAAUACAGUUUUCAUAGCAUACAGGUACAUGUAUGUGCACUCCUAGCUUGACAUAGCGUUAGUAUAGUCUAGUGUAUGGAUAGACUGAGCAUUCGUGUGUUAGCAUCUAUUUAGAGUAGCGGUGAGCCAGUUGUAAUUGUAGUUAGACAAGCUGUCUA